Messenger RNA from Mobula hypostoma (lesser devil ray), 1880 nucleotides. Its product is annotated as Fc receptor-like protein 5. Lineage: Eukaryota; Metazoa; Chordata; Chondrichthyes; Myliobatiformes; Myliobatidae. The coding region runs from base 176 to 1762 and encodes 528 amino acids. Gene Ontology annotation, molecular function: transmembrane signaling receptor activity. Gene Ontology annotation, cellular component: plasma membrane. The record is from RefSeq and is a predicted model, not a curated record. The transcript is spliced from 10 exons.
CUAGCAUGAACAUUUCCAGUCACUGUACAAAGGUCCAAAAGGAGAAUGAGCAAUGGAAAUUAAAGUUGGGUGCUGAAUAAAAUGAGUGAGGGGCAAAUUAUUGCAACUUGCAUUGGUCGUCAGGAGUUUUUUCUCAGAAGGACAGACAGAUCCAGGCCGGGUCUCUGUGAAUAAAAUGAUGUGGACUUUGAUUCUUCUGAUUGGUUUUCUACCUGUUUCAGGUGCAUUGUGGGCAGAGAAAUAUGUAAGAGGAGUUGUGGGAAGAGCGAUUACAAUCCAUUGUCACUAUGAAGCAAAGUACCACUCACGCACAAAGUAUUGGUGUCAUGGAUGGACUCAUCAAUGUUCAGUUUUAAUGGAAACAAAUGGGCAACACAGACGGAGUGGACGAGCAUCAAUCACAGAUAACCCAGAAUGGGAAAUAUUUACUGUUACUGUGGAGGAUCUUCACUCUGGAGAUACAGGAUGGUACAGCUGUGGGAUUUCAACACCAGGUCAUGAUCCGAUAUUUAAUGUACAUUUACAAGUAUCUGAUGAAACUGUGUCUGUCCCUGUGCUUCGAAAUCUGUCACCAGCAAAUGUCUCCCAUCUCGGUGGCUCCGUGUUAGUGUCCUGUGAAUCUCUCCAGGGAUCCCUUCCCAUUCAGUACUCAUGGUAUGAACAAACCUCAUCUGGGGAUCAAAUGAUCUCAGACACCAAUGAACUGGUUCUACCUUGUCAAUCCUUAGACCUCCAAGCCCAUCAAUAUUACUGCAAAGCCUCAAAUAGGCUUGGAAUAAAAUCCAGCGGAAUGCUAAAUGUGACAAUCUUCAACAGCAGAGAGAUCUGCGGAUAUGUGACAAGAAUUAAUGGCACCAUUUCAGGUGCUUUAUGGGCAGAAGAUAAAGUAAGAGGAGUUGUGGGAAGAACGGUCACAAUUGAUUGUCACUAUGCACCAAUGUACCGUUCACACACAAAGUAUUGGUGCCGCAUGUGGGAUCACCAAUGCACAUCGUUAGUGGAUACAAAUGGGACAAAUGAGCAGUAUGGAAAAAUGGCAAUCAGAGAUAACACAACCCAGGGAAUAUUUACUGUUACUAUGGAGAAUCUCGUCUCUCAAGAUACAGGACUUUACAGAUGUGGAAUUACAACAUCUGGCAAUCAUCCAGUGUUUGAUGUGCAUCUACACGUGUCUGAUGAACCGGUGUCUGUUCCUGUGCUUCAAUUUCUGUCUCCUGCAAAUGUCUCGUGUGUUGAGGGCUCCGUGUCAGUGUCCUGUGAGUCUGUCCAGGGAUCCCUUCCCAUUCAAUACACAUGGUAUGAAAACACAUCAUCUGUGAUCUCUGUCACCAGUAAACUGGAUCUACAUUGUCAAUCCUUCAACUACCAACACCAUCAAUAUUACUGCACAGCCUCGAAUACUUGUGGAGCAAAGUCUAGUGAAAUAGUGAACGUGUCCAUCUACAACAGGGAAGGCAAUUGCAGUUUUGUGAUUCAAAUCACUGGCACUGGACGUGAAUAUUCAUGUGAAACAUUUACGACAGUAUCAACUGUAAGUUUCAUGAUAUGGAAGGUUGGUCGUUGGCUGCUCUUCGCUCUGCUGCUGACCUGCACUAUUUCAGUCUCAUGGUUCACAAGACAAAUUAAGAGACACAAUGAAUCAGAUCCUCACAGACUGGUCCAUAAGGAGGGAAGAGAGAAAGAGACACGGCAUGAACAUUUCCAGUCACAGUACAGAGGUCUUAAAGGAGAACAAGGAAUGGAAAUAAAAGCUGGGUGCUGAACAAGAUGAGUGUGCUGCAAAUUACUGCAACUUGCAUCGGUCAUCAGGACAUGAAUCUGCAAAUACAAGGUGUAACUUUUCUCAGUACUGAUCUGUGACUGUAACCCAUGAAUGGACA